Molecule: messenger RNA, 958 nt
Organism: Eutrema salsugineum
Lineage: Eukaryota; Viridiplantae; Streptophyta; Magnoliopsida; Brassicales; Brassicaceae
Product: eukaryotic translation initiation factor 2 subunit beta
Exons: 7
Coding region: 58-720 (220 amino acids)
Biological process (GO): formation of cytoplasmic translation initiation complex; translational initiation; formation of translation preinitiation complex
Cellular component (GO): eukaryotic translation initiation factor 2 complex
Molecular function (GO): mRNA binding; translation initiation factor binding; translation initiation factor activity
Source: RefSeq, a predicted model, not a curated record
UAAUUUUCAAUCGUCCUCCGAUCGAUCAUCGCUGAUCUAAUCGACCCGGCGGCGACGAUGGAUUUACAGCAAGAGCAGGCUUGCUGGAAACUUGAGCUCGAUGAGGUCACUAAAUUUGAUCCUUCCAAAAAGAAGAAGAAGAAGAAGAAUAAGAAGUGGAAGCCUUUAAUAUGCGAAGAUGGUACCUACGACAUCUUGUUCCAUAAAGGACGACACUUUGCCGAGGAUAACUCACUACACUGUCGAUCUGGAAGACGGCUACUUUUCGGCCACAACUUUGAGCCAGAUUAUGGCUAUGAAGAGCUCUUGACUAGGGUAUUUGAUAUGCUUCGUGAGGACGAUCUUGAGGUUUCUACAGAGAGGCCAAGAACAGCAAUGAUGCCUCCCCUGCUCCGUGCACAAGGGACACUGAUAACAGUUUGUUUAAACUUUGUUCAUCUCUGCAGAAUGAUGCAUAGGAAGCCAGGUCAUGUUAUGAAAUUCUUACUUGCCCAAAUGGAGACAAAGGGAUUGCUCAACAAACAGCAGCAGCUAGAGAUGAAGGGUUUAGUGUCUUCUUCGGAUUUCCAAGCUGUGUUCCGGCGAUACAGUGAUGCGUUCGUGAUCUGCAGCUGCUGCAAAAGUCCUGACACAGCUCUCGCGGAGGAGAAUGGUCUUCUCACUCUCAGAUGUGAGAUGUGUGGUUUAGUGGCAUCGAUCAAAGAACCGAAUCCCCUGUGAAUAUGGAGCUUCAAAAGCUGAGCAAAGUUCCAUUGUAAAAUUUAUUACUAUAGUGGUUUCUUCUGAUUAUGAUACAAUCUUGAACCAGAAUAUGUUCUUUACAAUACUGAUUAAAGUUGCUGGGUCCUUAGAGAUGUAGGACCGUGAUCUCAGAACCACACUGAGGCAAAACUCUCGAAAAACUUUGUGAGUGCAUUCCUAAUACAACUUCCUAUAAUGAUAAAGUUUCUGAGAAAAC